GACCUUCAGCAUGUCGUCCCUGGACCCAACUGGACCGGACCGGGACCGGCGCAGGAAGCAGGGGGAGCCUCUGAGCCAAUCAGUCAGCCCCAACAGGAGGUUCUUCCAGCGGGUUCCCUUGAACUGGACCUCGGGUCCACGCUCCGGUUCGAACAGAACCUCCAGCUUCAAGAUGAGUCCGACUCCUCCCAGAACCGUCUUCCCCGACCCGAGUGGACCACAGGACUCCCCGCCCAAGGCUCCGCGCAGGCUGAGCUUCAGUGGGAUCUUCAGGGCCUCCAGGGAGUGGAACCAGCAAUCCGGGUCGACCCACAAGCUGAUUGGACGGAACCACAGAGACAAGGCCAGAGCCCCCUCCUCCCACAGGCAGGUGGGCGGUUUCCACCUGGAGACGUACCUGACGGAGCCACGGCGCCCAGAGGCCAGCAGGCCGCGCUCCUACUCCUCCCCUCCUGACGCCGCUCACCUGGCUACCUCCACCUGCAGCUCUCCGCCCCCUCAGGCCCCGCCUCCACCUGCCUCUGCUCACACCUGGAGCCAGACUGACUCUCUGCGAACAGUUCAGAUCAAGUCAAUUAGAGCUGGAAUUGGAUCUGAGCAGAACCCUGCUUUUAAACCCACUGAAUGUUUUUACCUGUGGAAACUCUGGACUGUCUUCCUGAGCCUGAUACUCAGCAAAGUUGAGGUCGCUGGCGGCAUGUCGGAGCAGCCGGAUCAGACGGAACCCGGAGAUGCCGGAUCCGAGGAGUCGGAGAGAGACAUCUACAUGCGGUUCAUGAAGUGCCACAAGUGCUACGACAUCGUCCCCACCAGCUCCAAACUGGUGGUGUUCGACACAACGCUGCAGGUGAAGAAGGCCUUCUUCGCGCUGGUGGCUAACGGGGUGAGAGCGGCUCCUCUGUGGGAGAGCAAGAAGCAAAGCUUUGUGGGAAUGUUGACCAUCACAGACUUCAUCAACAUCCUGACCAGAUACUAUAAAUCCCCCAUGGUGCAGAUCUACGAGCUGGAGGAGCAUAAGAUCGAGACGUGGAGAGAGCUGUACCUGCAGGAGACCUUCAAACCUCUGGUGCACAUCUCACCUGACGCCAGUGUGUUCGAAGCGGUCCACUCCCUGAUAAAGAACAAGAUCCACCGGCUUCCUGUCAUCGAUCCGAUCAGCGGCAACGCUCUCUACAUCCUGACUCACAAGAGGAUCCUGAAGUUCCUGCAGCUCUUUGUGUGUGAGAUGCCCAUGCCGGCCUUCAUGAAGCAGACACUGGAGGAACUUGCGGUGGGAACGUACUCCAACAUUGCCUACAUCCACCCCGACACACCGCUCAUCACGGCCCUGUCUGUGUUCACACACCGCCGGGUCUCUGCGCUGCCCGUGGUGGAUCAUAGCGGGAAGGUGGUGGACAUCUAUUCCAAGUUUGACGUGAUUAACCUGGCAGCUGAGAAGACCUACAACAAUCUGGAUGUGACGGUCACCCAGGCUCUAAGACACAGAUCGCAGUACUUUGAAGGCGUCAUGAAGUGCAACAAGCUGGAAACGCUGGAGACCAUCGUGGACCGGAUCGUGAAGGCUGAGGUCCACAGGCUGGUCGUGGUUGAUGAUGAGUCUCAUAUCAUUGGCAUCGUGUCGCUGUCGGACAUCUUGCAGGCGCUGGUUCUGAUGCCUGCUGGACUGGGGAGGAAGGAGUCCAUCACCUCCCAACCAGAACCCCUGAACCCAGCGGAACCAGAACCAACAGCACCAAAUGGGUCGGACCAGGACCCUGUUCUGGAGCCGGAGGCAGAAAGCAUCCCGGGACCGGGAGGCGAGCCAGAGACAGAAACCGAAACUGAUCACAACCAGGACCAGGACCAGGAAAAGAACCAAGACCAGAACCAAGACCAGGACCAGGAAAAGAACCAAGAGCAGGACCAGAACCAGGAAAAGAACCAAGACCAGGACCAGAACCAGGAAAAGAACCAAGACCAGGACCAGAACCCAGACCAAGACCAGGACCAGAACCAAGACCAGGACCAGAAUCAGAACCAGGACCAGGAAAAGAACCAAGACCAGGACCAGAACCCAGACCAGGACCAAAACCAAGACCAAGACCAGGACCAGAAUCAGAACCAGGACCAGGAAAGAACCAAGACCAGGACCAGAACCAGGAAAGAACCAAGACCAGGACCAGAAUCAGAACCAGGACCAGGAAAAGAACCAAGACCAGGAAAAGAACCAAGACCAGGACCAGAAUCAGAACCAGGACCAGGAAAAGAACCAAGACCAGGACCAGGAUCCCCAAGGAGCCACAGAGGAAGCUCCUCAGAGCGGCCAGCAGGGGGAGCCAGAGGAGGAGGAGGUGGCAGGCGGGGAUGA
Messenger RNA from Xiphophorus maculatus (southern platyfish), 2347 nucleotides. RefSeq names its product 5'-AMP-activated protein kinase subunit gamma-2-like. The transcript is spliced from 17 exons. The record is from RefSeq and is a predicted model, not a curated record. The coding region runs from base 11 to 2347 and encodes 778 amino acids. Lineage: Eukaryota; Metazoa; Chordata; Actinopteri; Cyprinodontiformes; Poeciliidae.